This is a messenger RNA of Chrysochloris asiatica (Cape golden mole), 910 nucleotides long. RefSeq names its product tetratricopeptide repeat domain 1 (gene TTC1). Lineage: Eukaryota; Metazoa; Chordata; Mammalia; Afrosoricida; Chrysochloridae. The transcript is spliced from 7 exons. Gene Ontology annotation, molecular function: protein binding. The record is from RefSeq and is a predicted model, not a curated record. The coding region runs from base 29 to 910 and encodes 293 amino acids.
CCUCAUCUCCCCCACUGAAUCCACCAGCAUGGGGGAGAAAUCAGAGAACUGCAGAGUUCCAGAAAAUAUGAUCAAUGGCUUGAAGGUUACAGAUCCUCAGGACUCAGAGUAUGUCAGCCCUACAGUUUCUAAUCCCAAAGAUGAGCAUUCCCAGAGCAAAGCAUCUCUCAAAGAUGUUCAAGCCCAUCCCCAGGAAGACCAGGGAGAAGAGGAGUGCUUUCAUGAUUGCAGCGACUCAUUUGACAAGGAGGAACCAGGAGUAGAUAAGGCAGAGGACAAACCUGAUGAUGUAAAUUCCUCUGAACUAGAUGAAGAAUACCUCAUAGAACUGGAAAAAGAUAUGUCAGAUGAAGAGAAACAGAAAAGAAGAGAAGCGAGCACUCGACUAAAGGAAGAGGGAAACGAACAGUUUAAGAAAGGAGAUUAUAUAGAAGCCGAAAGUUCGUAUAGUCAAGCCCUUCAAACGUGCCCAGCCUGCUUCCAAACAGACAGGUCUAUUCUAUUUUCAAAUCGAGCUGCUGCAAGGAUGAAGCAGGACAAGAAAGAGAUGGCAAUCAGUGACUGCAGCAAAGCAAUUCAGUUAAACCCAAGCUAUAUCCGCGCAAUACUGAGGAGAGCAGAGUUGUACGAGAAGACAGACAAGCUGGAUGAAGCGUUGGAAGACUAUAAAUCUGUCUUAGAGAAAGAUCCAUCAGUACCCCAAGCAAGAGAAGCUUGUAUGAGAUUGCCUAAGCAAAUUGAAGAACGUAAUGAGAGACUAAAGGAAGAGAUGUUAGGUAAACUAAAAGAUCUUGGGAACUUGGUUCUCCGACCUUUUGGACUCUCCACAGAAAAUUUCCAGAUCAAACAGGAUUCCUCUACUGGCUCUUACUCCAUCAAUUUUGUUCAAAAUCCAAAUAAUAACAGAUAA